GCGCGCAGGCAGCGGCCGGGCUUACGGGAUCGGCCCCUCCCUCUAUCCCCUUCUGGCCGUAGAUCCUGUGCGAGGCCCCGACUCGGAGCGGGGAGACCGGGUUAGGGUAGCGGCGUGAAGGGACCCGCACAGCAUCCUUGUUUUCGGGACGCGCGGACCAAGAGGAGGAGAGGGGUGUCGGGUCCUAGUCGCUGCUGGAGCUCCAAGGUGACCAAGGAUGGCAGAGAGGAUGUGAUCUGCCUUUGUCUGCCCUCCUAGUGGCACCACCAUGCAGAAGCCCAGUGGCCUGAAACCCCCUGGCAGAGGGGGGAAGCACUCCAGUCCGGUGGGCAGGCCGUCCAUCGGGUCUGCUGCAUCAUCUGUGGUGGCAUCGGCCAGCGGCUCCAAAGAAGGGUCUCCCCUGCACAAGCAGGCCUCGGGUCCCUCCUCGGCUGGAGCCACCACCACCGUCUCUGAGAAGCCAGGUCCGAAGGCGGCUGAAGUGGGUGAUGACUUCCUGGGAGACUUUGUGGUGGGCGAGAGGGUGUGGGUGAAUGGCGUGAAGCCAGGCGUGGUGCAGUACCUGGGUGAGACACAGUUUGCGCCAGGCCAGUGGGCCGGCGUGGUCCUGGACGACCCUGUGGGCAAGAACGAUGGCGCUGUGGGUGGCGUGCGCUACUUCGAGUGCCCGGCUCUACAGGGCAUCUUCACGCGGCCCUCCAAGCUGACCCGCCAGCCCACGGCCGAGGGCUCGGGCAGUGAUGCCCACUCGGUGGAAUCCCUCACCGCCCAGAACCUGUCUCUGCAUUCUGGCACGGCCACGCCCCCACUCACCGGCCGCGUCAUCCCCCUGCGGGAGAGUGUUCUUAACAGCUCCGUGAAGACAGGCAAUGAGUCUGGUUCCAACCUCUCCGACAGUGGUUCUGUGAAGCGCGGUGACAAGGACCUCCACCUGGGAGACCGUGUGCUGGUUGGUGGGACGAAGACCGGCGUGGUACGAUAUGUUGGGGAGACGGACUUUGCCAAAGGCGAGUGGUGUGGUGUGGAGCUGGAUGAGCCCCUUGGGAAGAACGAUGGGGCAGUGGCAGGCACCAGGUACUUCCAGUGCCCACCCAAGUUCGGUCUCUUUGCACCAAUCCACAAGGUCAUCCGAAUUGGCUUCCCGUCUACCAGUCCAGCCAAGGCCAAGAAGACCAAGCGUAUGGCUAUGGGUGUCUCCGCCUUGACCCACAGCCCCAGCAGUUCUUCCAUCAGCUCUGUCAGCUCUGUGGCCUCCUCUGUUGGUGGCCGGCCCAGCCGUAGUGGACUGCUCACAGAGACCUCUUCACGCUAUGCCCGGAAGAUCUCAGGCACCACAGCUCUGCAGGAGGCCCUGAAGGAGAAACAGCAGCACAUCGAACAGCUGCUGGCUGAACGUGACUUGGAGAGAGCCGAAGUAGCCAAGGCUACCAGCCAUAUCUGUGAGGUGGAGAAGGAAAUCGCCCUGCUGAAGGCACAACAUGAGCAGUAUGUUGCAGAAGCCGAGGAAAAGCUGCAGCGGGCACGGAUGCUGGUGGAAAACGUGAGGAAAGAGAAAGUGGAUCUGUCCAAUCAGCUGGAGGAAGAGAGGAGAAAGGUGGAGGACCUGCAGUUCCGGGUGGAAGAAGAAUCCAUCACCAAAGGAGACUUGGAGACCCAGACCCAGCUGGAGCACGCGCGCAUUGGGGAGCUGGAGCAGAGCCUGCUAUUGGAGAAGGCGCAGGCCGAGCGGCUGCUCAGAGAAUUAGCGGAUAACAGGCUGACCACAGUGGCUGAGAAGUCUCGGGUGCUGCAGCUAGAAGAAGAGCUGAGCCUGCGGCGUGGUGAGAUUGAAGAGCUGCAACACUGUCUCCUCCAGUCAGGCCCGCCACCCGCCGACCACCCAGAGGCCGCCGAGACCCUGCGGCUGCGGGAGCGGCUGCUGUCGGCUACCAAGGAGCACCAGCGAGACAGCACCCUGCUCCAGGACAAGUAUGAGCACAUGCUAAAGACCUACCAGAUGGAGGUGGACAAGCUCCGGGCGGCCAACGAAAAGUACGCUCAAGAGGUGGCAGACCUCAAGGCCAAGGUCCAGCAGGCCACCACGGAGAACAUGGGGCUCAUGGACAACUGGAAAUCCAAGCUGGACUCGCUGGCCUCCGACCACCAGAAAUCCCUGGAGGACCUGAAGGCCACGCUGAACUCUGGCCCAGGCGCCCAGCAGAAGGAGAUUGGAGAGCUGAAGGCCCUGGUGGAGGGCAUCAAGAUGGAGCACCAGCUGGAGUUAGGUAACCUGCAGGCCAAGCACGACUUGGAGACGGCCAUGCAUGGGAAGGAGAAGGAGGGCCUGCGGCAGAAGCUGCAAGAGGCCCAGGAGGAGCUGGCCGGGCUGCAGCAGCACUGGAGGGAACAGCUGGAAGAGCAGGCCAGCCAGCACCGGCUGGAGCUACAAGAAGCCCAGGACCAAUGUCGCGACGCCCAGCUGCGCGUGCAGGAGCUGGAGGGACUGGAUGUGGAGUACCGCGGCCAGGCGCAGGCCAUUGAGUUCCUCAAAGAGCAGAUCUCACUGGCUGAAAAGAAGAUGCUGGAUUACGAGACGUUGCAGAGAGCGGAAGCCCAGAGCAGGCAGGAGGCCGAGCGGCUGCGGGAAAAGCUUCUGGUGGCUGAGAAUAGACUCCAGGCUGUCGAGUCCCUGUGUUCAGCCCAGCACAGCCAUGUGAUCGAGUCGAAUGACCUUUCCGAGGAGAAGAUGCGGGUGAAGGAGACUGUGGAGGGCCUGCAGGACAAGCUGAACAAGAGGGACAAAGAGGUGACAGCCUUGACAUCCCAGAUGGACAUGCUCAGGGCCCAAGUAAGUGCUCUAGAGAACAAGUGCAAAUCAGGAGAGAAGAAGAUAGACUCGCUCCUGAAGGAGAAGAGGCGCCUAGAGGCGGAGCUGGAGACUGUGUCCCGGAAGACCCAUGAUGCCUCUGGCCAGCUAGUCCACAUCAGCCAAGAGUUGCUCCGAAAGGAGAGAUCCGUCCGUUUCCAGUUAACACCCACACCGGCAGAUCACACUCCCACAUCUCCACCCUUCCAGGACAAGGAGAAGUCCCUGUCAGAGCAGAGACGCUACUCCCUCAUUGACCCAGCUUCAGCACCCGAGCUGCUGCGACUGCAGCAUCAGUUGGUGAGCACGGAGGAUGCCCUGCGGGACGCACUGGACCAGGCCCAGCAGGUGGAGAGGCUGGUGGAGGCCCUGAGGGGCUGCUCAGAUAGGACUCAGACCAUCAGCAAUUCCGGUUCUGCCAACGGUAUCCACCAGCCAGACAAGGCCCACAAACAGGAGGACAAACACUGACCCCAAGGGACACCACGGACCGGCCCUACUCACACCAGAAGCCCUGCCAGGCUUCCCAACAGCGCCACCUUCAGGCAGGAGCCAGAACUGUCCCUUUGGAAAUGAGACUGUGUUUGUAACGAUAUUGUCCUCACUGCCGUGGACACGUCCCACCUGAACCCCCUGCCGGACCAGGAGGCUCCCACAGACACGGCCUUCCACAGAGCGCGGUACAGCUGGGCCCAGCCAUGGAGAACCUCUCUUUUCCCAAGGAGCUUCUUGAGUUUACAGAGGCUGAAGCGAUCCAGUUGGGCCUCUCUUGGCUAUAGCAGGCUGCCUCGAAGGCUUGUCUGGGCACCUGGGUACUCUCCCCCUCUCUUCCCUUCUGGCGUCCCCAGGUCCCCUGCAGGCCCCUGAGAGAUGGAGCAGGGCCCCUGCUUGGACGCAUAACACACCAAGAAGGGCUUCAUUCUUUAGAAACUAGGGAGGGGACUCCACGUGAUGAGACUGUUUUACACAUUGGUACAAGGUCCCUUGGGCCUCUCUAACCAGGGAAGAUUUGGGGGUGACAGGCUCCUUAUUCCUCGACACCAAGCUAGUAUGCGUUACCCACCUCCCGUCUGCUGCCCAGAAAGCAUUGAGCAGACAGCUUCAGUAUUAGGUGAGCACACAACCCAUUCUUACCUUGACCUCGAGCCGGGACUGGCUUGGGGCUUAGAGCCAAGAACAGGUAGAAAACUCUUUAAACAGCGCAUUCAUACGGCGUUUUGCUGGGUGAGAAGAAUCAAACUGGUUCCCUUUAUUUUCUGGGAACCCCUGCCAUGUUACUCCAAAGACCCCAGCAACCCACAGAGUGCUCUGCUUCUGUCUUCCCAGGGAGGGACCACAUGAGGAUUGGCCCAGGUGGCCUGUGUGAGCACCAUUGGGCACCAGCAGGUGGCGCUCUUGUCCUUAGGGCGGAGCUGAAUUAGCGGCCCCUCAGCCCAAUCCCCUGCUCCCCGUUGGCUUUUGAGUAGCACUUGCAGUUAACAGCAGCAGCCUAAAGCUUAGAAUUGACGCUUUAGUGGCCCAACGACAGAGCCAAAUAUCGCUCUUUCCAGCACAAUCGGGCAGCUCACGGAUUAGGAAUUAACAGCCAAAGGCUCCCACAGUAGGGACCCAGAAGGGGCUGAGCCCCACCCUGGAGUGGGCUUGCACCUGGUAGGUGUGCAAGAAGCCAUUUCCCCAUAAGCACUGGCCUUUGAUGGCCCCCUCAGCCUACCCGGUGUGGCCACCAGCUGUGGCUCAGCCAUUCCCACCCCUCACCCUCCCCCCAGUGGAAUUGUGGAAGUGUGGCAAGUCCAUGUUCGGACAAUAAAGCUUGUGAUUGAGGUACAGGA
Molecule: messenger RNA, 4674 nt
Organism: Grammomys surdaster
Lineage: Eukaryota; Metazoa; Chordata; Mammalia; Rodentia; Muridae
Gene: Clip2
Product: CAP-Gly domain containing linker protein 2
Exons: 16
Coding region: 269-3316 (1015 amino acids)
Biological process (GO): cytoplasmic microtubule organization
Cellular component (GO): cytoplasm; nucleus; microtubule plus-end
Molecular function (GO): microtubule plus-end binding
Source: RefSeq, a predicted model, not a curated record